UAACUACUUACCGUAAUAUGUGGUAGUUGUACUUAGUUUAGUUUUAUAUUUUUAUAUUGCCAUUCACAUUCAUUCACUUCAAUACAUAUUGCGCUGCUCUACUUACUAACUUUGUGUUGUGUGUUAAAGAAACCUAAACACCCUUUUAAAUAUAAUGGUUUAAUCCGUAAGGGUCCAGUUAGAACAUAACUCGGAUUAGUUCAUGUAUCUCUUAGGUGUCAUACUUGUUCUGUCAUCUGAUUGGUCUUAGUAUUUUGUUCUAGCCAAUAGGAAUUCCUGAGUUCUUUUUAUGAAAUAGUUCAGGAAAAUCUAGUUUUGAAAGAGAUUCCAAAGGGUGUUGCCACUAUUGAGUUCUUAAUAAGCAUAAAAUAUAUAUUUAAUUUAUAGAGGAUUUGCUAACACCAACAACUGUAAGUAGCUGAUAGUUUUACUAUAUGAUUAAAAGCAAGUAAUGAAUUUAAAUAAGUAAUUAAACUUUUCUUUAUUCAUAAAACUUGUGUGCAAGUCAUGAGUGAAAGAUUUACUGAAAGUAGAAUUGUGGAAAAACAUAAUUUCUGUUCUUUAAGUAAAUAAUGAGUUUUAAGUAAUAUAAAUGCGCAGAGUGAUAUAUGUGUACAGAAUUUAGUAUUUUAGUAAAUUAUUCAAUAGGUCAUCAUAAGAGUUUUAAGCAGUUCACCUUGAUUUCGGAAGCUGUAGCUCAGUUCCAUAAACUGUAUCUUGGCUCCAUUAUCUAUCUAAGGAAUAUGCUAUGCAAGAUGUUUGGGAGAACAGAUGGCCAACUACAGUGGAAGACAUCCCAUUUGGCAGAUUAUCAGUGAAGAUGAUUGACAACUUUGAGAAAUUUGGUCGAAGUAGUGUGCUAGACAUGGAGAUGUUGGUGAACAGCAUGAAGAAUAUUUCAACGGAGAACAUAGAACUGAUAGAGGACAUUGUGUACAGAUUUCGACAUUCAGAUGAUGCUUUUCCUGUGAGAGACUCCAUUGUGAAUGCUAUAGUGAGGUCGUACAUAGAUAUGGAUAUUGCACAUCGCCUUGUUCCUUUCAUAAAAGACAAGCUUGGAUAUGGUUUAUUGUUAGAUUUCUACACAGCCAACCUAUUAAUGAAUCAUUUCCUGGAAAAGAAUAUGACUGAAGAGGCUGCCCAGGUAGCUUACGAAAUGAUGUUCCAAGAGGACUUCAGUCACAAUCUUACUAACUGCAUGUCCAUGUACUGCUGUGUAAAACGUUUACAAGACAUUGGUGAUGUCCAGCCGGAGGAGGAUCCAAGUGCCCCAGAGGAGGAGGAUGAAUGGGUGAGAGUCAACAUUGUACACCGCCCUGUGUAUGAUGACCAUUUCGACAUCAAUAAAGAACACUUCAGACUUGGAAAGUCACUAUAUUUUCUUGGACAAGCAAAUGUGAUACCUGAUGAAAACUCGUCCAGGAAAGACUUGUUAAACCACUCCCUACAGUUUGUAGGGCUUGGACUGUAUAACAAGUUCAGUAAAGCUCUGGAUCUGCUGGAGAAAUGGAUAGCAGCCGCCAAAACAGAUAAAACUCCAGUGUUAUUUCAUAAGCAGAUGGAGACAUUUAGAAACCAUUUAGACUGGAGUCCUGUUAGAAAUCCAGAGGAGGAAGAGCUGGACUUGGGACAACAAACUGUUCAAUAUCAGGCCAAGAAACUGUACCUGACUGAGGAGGAAAAGGCAGCUUGUGUAGAAAGGUUUGAGAAACUUGUAGAGGAAGCAAAAUCUUUUAAUGGAAUUGCAGAUGAAGAUAUUUAUGAACACAUUUUAAAUAACAUCAAAGGACAAAUCCAAAAUUUACAAAAAGAUGAUAUUGGUAUCCAAAGAAAGAAAUAUCAGACCUGGAAAACAAAUAUGGUAGACAUGUACCAAAAAGAAAUGAGGGAAGAAGAAAGGAGAAGGAAGCAAAAGGAAAUUGAAUUAAAAAUGGCAGAAAUGGCAGAGAAGGAAGAGUUGAUUCUGGCUCAUGAGAGAAAGAGGGAAAUCCUGCUGGCACGACACAAAGCCCCAAGGGAGAAAGUAAAACAAAAGAAGGAAGAACUGGAUGAAGAUGAGCUAGAAGAAAGGAUGAAGAGCAGGAAGGCACUUAUCAAGAAAAAGAAAUAAUGUUAGACUGAUUUAAUGUUAGUUGUCAGAAUACAGAAGGAACAUCUUCAGAAUCCCAAACAACUGGAAAUGUCGCCCACUGACGGAAACGUUUUCAAAAAAAAAAAUUGCCCAUCUAUCACUGUGACUGAUGUUGAAAGGGAAUAAGGUGAAGCAAAAGUAGGGAACAGUAUGUGUUUUCAGUAUGCAUUUACAAUUUACAAGUAUGUAAACUUUAAGUGUAUGAAUGAUCAAAUGAAUGUUAGAAAUAUAUUUUUGUGUGAAUUUUUUAAGUGAAGAUAAAAGUUUCCAUAUUGU
Ostrea edulis (European flat oyster) is the source of this 2407-nucleotide messenger RNA. Its product is annotated as 28S ribosomal protein S27, mitochondrial-like. Gene Ontology annotation, cellular component: mitochondrion. The record is from RefSeq and is a predicted model, not a curated record. NCBI's taxonomy places the organism in Eukaryota, Metazoa, Mollusca, Bivalvia, Ostreida, Ostreidae. The transcript is spliced from 10 exons. Bases 749 to 2110 code for a protein of 453 amino acids.